GCCGGGGCAGGGCCGGGCCGGGCGGGCUGAGGCGAGGCAGCGGCAGCGGCAGAGCGGCAGGGCGGCGGCGGCAUGGCUUCGUCGCAAGGGAAGAACGAGCUGCGGUUCGCCGAUUGGAUGGCGGCUCUGCCCGGCAGCAUCCACCGCACCCCGCUCACCAACCUGGCCAUCCCAGGGUCUCAUGAUUCAUUUAGCUUCUACAUCGAUGAAGCCUCUCCAGUUGGGCCUGAGCAGCCAGAGACGGUCCAGAAUUUUGUGUCUGUUUUUGGGACUGUGGCUAAAAAGCUGAUGAGGAAGUGGUUGGCUACACAGACCAUGAACUUCACCAGCCAGCUGGGGGCAGGUAUACGGUAUUUUGAUCUUAGAAUUUCUACCAAGCCCAGAGACCCAGACAAUGAACUCUACUUUGCUCAUGGUUUGUUCAGUGCCAAAGUCAAGGAGGGUCUGGAAGAGAUCAAUGCGUUUCUUGCUGACCACCCAAAAGAAGUGGUCUUCUUGGACUUCAAUCACUUCUACGGGAUGCAGAAAUACCAUCAUGAAAAGCUUGUCCAAAUGCUCAAAGACACAUACGGAAACAAAAUGUGUCCUGCUAUAUUUGCCCAUGAAGUCAGCCUCCAGUAUCUGUGGGAAAAGGAACACCAAGUGCUGGUGUUCUACCACAGUCCAGUGGCUCUAGAGGUACCAUUUCUUUGGCCAGGCCAGAUGAUGCCAGCUCCUUGGGCAAACACAACAGAUCCGGAAAAACUGAUUCAGUUCCUCCAGGCGUCAAUCACCGAAAGAAGAAAGAAGGGCUCCUUUUUUAUAUCUCAAGUAGUGCUGACACCAAAGGCUAGUACAGUGGUGAAAGGGGUUGCUAGUGGUCUCAGAGAAACGAUCACAGAAAGGGCUCUUCCUGCAAUGAUGCAGUGGGUCCGAACUCAGAAACCAGGAGAAAGUGGUGUGAAUAUUAUCACUGCAGAUUUUGUAGAACUUGGUGACUUUAUCAGCACAGUCAUAAAGCUCAACUAUGACCUGGAUGAAGGUGAAGAUGACACUACUUGAUAGUACUAUAAUAUGUGUGUUGUUGCAUUACUUAGAAUUAAAAAAAAAAAAUUGCAUUUUAAAAGAAUUAUCUUGUAAAACACUGAUCUUCCUAUAACACACUGAGGUGUUUAGGGCUUUAGUGGGUGGGCGUGGGGGAAAUGUUUUAAUCAAUUAUGAUCAUUUUUUACAUUUUUGUUUCAUGUGAAGAGCAAAACCAAACAUGUUUACAGUGUUUGAUAAAAGAAGGCCAUUUACAUGUUUUCCAUAAGGUACCAAAUACGAUUCAUUUGUCUUCUAUGGUUAUGAACAGUGCCAAGAAAUUUGCUGCUUUCGGAGCAACGGGAUGUAUAUUGCCCUCUGCCUGCCCAUGGUAGGAUUCCUAAUGGUGUGCACGUCACACCGGGAGACCGAGGACAGUAUAUCUGGCCCAAAAAUUUUAAGCCGCUACACUUCAUCUCUUAGGUGGUUUAACUGAUCGUAUUUAUCAGUGAGCUACAGGUUUAAAUGCCUUUGUGAAGUAAGUCCAAAGUCAUGCCUUUAACACACUCAUCAUCAGUGGACAGUAAACAUGGUGUAUUACAUAGCUUGCACAGAGCACAGACUAAAUACUGCUUGCUUUUCAUUCUCAAAAUGGGGAUUUCCAACGUCUCUGCCCUAGGCCAAGUCAGCAGAUACGUCGUGCUGGCCUAACUCUGUACCAGGAGCUGCCAGGGUGUAUUUUCCCUGGUUGUAGCAGGAACAAAGUUAGGCCAGCUUGGAGCAGCACUCCCUCCCAGGAUUCAUUUCAUGUAAGAGCCUGAUCUGUCAUCCACUGAAUUUAAUAGGGAAAUUUCCUGUGUUUAGCAUGGAUUUGGCAUAGGAUUAGUAAAUCGUGUGUACUGUAAGAUGGACAGGAUUUUUUCCUAUAGUGGAAACCUGCUUUCUGCAGAACUAAAACCGCAUUUAAAAAAAAAAAUAGGUGCAGUCUAAGAUUCUCUUUAAGGCAGCUACAAAUACAACGCUUUUCUGCUGAUUACAAAAAAAGUCAGUGCUGGUUUCAUCAGUGAAAAAUUGCUGUACUGAAGAGUAGUUCAGUUUCUAGCUAGUAACAAUAUAGUCCUUCAGUUGUUUGUGGGAUAUAAUACAGCAUAACACAUGGCUGGAAGUCUACUGAAUGGCACUGUUCUAGCAGCAGAAUCGCUGAUCAUCCUGAAACAUGUAAAACUCAAAUAUAUGGAAAAUUUACUGAUUUAUAAAAUGAGAGCAUUGCCACUGUAUGACACCUAACUGGAUACAAUGCAAUCAGUCAUAUCUCCUGGACACAUCCAUGCACAGGCACACAACUUUGGAAAGUAAAACAUUUCAUUUGUGCAAAACAUUAGAUGCUAUAACGAAAAAUAGAAAAUGCUCUUUGAAAUAUUGCAGAGCUUUAUGGGAUAAGACUAAGCUCAAGUUCCCAUUGAUGCUACUAAAACUUUUGUUUUGAGUGAGAAAAGAGAAUGGCAUCAUACGGUCCUUUGCUAUUUUCUGUCAGAUGAUAAGGACUACCAUCUAACAUCAGAGUUUAGAAAAACAAAAAUGGUCUUAUUGAACAGGUGGGUUAUGGGCAGAUUAUAGGGGAUUUGUUGUUGUUUUUAAUUUAGGAAGUAGUGGAAUAAAAUGAACACUUGCUGCUAUUUUGUACUGAGAGGGUGCCUUGGAAAAAGUGUGUACUAUAAAGAAACACUUAAGUGUAUGUGUAGUGUAAUGAGACAUUUAAAUGUGCGUAUAUGACACAAAGACAUCCAUGCACACUUGCGUAAUGAUACUCGGGUUUCUGGACAGGCAUAUUAUAAAUUUGGUUGAAAAAACCUAUUACAAAGUUAAGAUGCCUCCUUCAGUGGCAUUUUUUUCUGUAUAGGUUAGGACUCUAAGAUUCAUCCCCAGUGAAAUCUGUGAUCUAAGCCAGUUAGGUUUUUUACAGUGUUAAAACUAUGCCUGAACUGCCUCAAAAGUUUACCAAGAGUCACAGCCCAUAUUUGCAUUGAACAAGGGGGAGGACUCUAGUGCUUUCACCCACAACUGAGCAAGGUAAGGGGUGGGUUGAUGCACUUCGUUUCCACUUUCCACAGGCUCUCCAAGCAAAAUUCAUGUAACAGACACAUAAAAUGAAACAUGAGCAUAUGUUUUUUUUUGAACCCACCCUAUGUGGGUGUCCCACAUAGAAACAUGUAAAUGUUUGCUUAUUUAUUGGCGAUGUGGUAUAAAAUGCUUUUUUAAUUUUUCUCUUUAGCUGGAUUUGUUUCCUUCCAGACUCUUACUGUCAUCCUUCAGCUGCUUACGUAUAGUCAAAAGAGUUAACCUAUCCUUUUAAUAUGGUAAAGUAAUCUGAAUCCUUGGGUGAAGCAAAACCUAGGUUUCUUUUUUUGGGUUCUGAUCGAAAUUCUGUUUAAUCUGGGAGCAUCAAUGACACUUGAGUUCCUCCUGGGACCCUCCACUCAAACACACACCAGACACACCAGGCUUUUUGCUUACACAGAGGUGUACUUAAAGCAAAUGUUCUACUGUAUUUAAGAAAAGUGUGUGUGUGUGCCUGUAUAUAUGAAUAAACAUAGAGCUAUCUUGAGCUUGUUAGCAUUGUUAUGAAAUGUUUGCUUAGCGUCAGUUUUAUUGUAAUUAUCAUUUGGGUGCUGGUAAAUAAAAGCAAAGCAAAAAAAAAAAAAUCCUCUGAUAAGAAGGAUAAUAGACAAAUCAUAUAGUUUCUCCAUUAAUGGGGAAAAAAACUCUUAGCAAAAUGUUAAAUUUUGGUCAGAAAAGUUCUUUUUUCAUUUAGCUGUUGAUCUUCUUUCUGUUGGAGAAGCACAGCACUUUAUGUUAGGGACAGGUAAACAAACUUGCCUUAAUUACUAAAACAAAAAAGUGUGUGUUGGGGAUAUUAUCUACGCUUUUCUGGCGAUUUCAUCUGCGAGGCCCCAAAACUGUAAGUCCUGAUAGGGAUUCACUCCCUGUUGAUACUGUUUGGGAGAUCUCGCCAGAAAAGAAUAAGCCAGAAGGGACUAUGCAGCACAACUGGACCAUUCAAGAGCCCGGUUUUACCACCCAUAUGCAGCUAAAACUCUCUUUGAUUUCAACCAGAAAUGUGCUUGCAGGGUUGGGUCAGAUGAGUUAUUCUGACUCGAUUCAUUUGGGAGGUUUCUACACACGUAUUAUGAGGAAUCUUACAUGGGAAAUUAGAUGACUGUAAUCAGCCCAUCAGACGAAAAAUACCUGUCUACACUAUUGAUCUUCAUAAGCAUCUAUUUACUCAAACUGUCAUGUCAUUCUCUGCCAAAACACUUUUUUUCUUCCUGUGCUCAUUUCCCCCCUUUCUAUGUUCAUCAUGUACACAUCAAGGGUUUUGUUUUCUGACGUUUUCAUGUCAUUACUUGAUCCUUUCUUUUCAGUCAUACUCGAAAAAUUGCGACUGCGCUGCACAACACCUGCAGUGUCUCGGCUGGUGUAAACCUGCCUGGCUACAUUUUUUCGGUUUACACAAGCUGAGAUGUCUUUAUUCGGUACGAAUCCAACCUGCAGCAAUUUGGACCAAAGAGCAUCUGGUCCCGGGGUCUGAUUCCUGCCUUGUGUGGAGAGGGGUAAGAUCAGAAUCAGACCCCAGGAGCCUAGUUUUAAAAAUCAGUGGGUUAUUUAUAUAUCCAUUUGCUUUUUGUUACAUUAAUGGUUUUGUAGGUCCUGCCAUUUCAAGCCAUUCUUUUAAACAUACACCCGUGUGUGUAUAUAUAUGCACAUAUGUGUGUGAGAGGGAAUGUACGAUCCUGUAUGCUGGGCGAAGUCUUUCUGUCAUCUAGGCCAUUUCUACUAACUUCAAAGUAGUUACUAAACCUUUACCCUGGGAUGAGAGGGGAGCUGAUAGUCAGUGUGUAGUAAGCAUGUGCUGUGUUGCAACAGAAAUUUAAAGUUGCGGAGCUUAACUCCACAAUAUCAAAAAAGUGGAGCACCCUGAAAACACAGCUCCAGUGCUGUUCAUCCUGAAUAUAGUAUAGGGAGCACUAGGUAUUAGCAACUGAGUAAGCUAUUUGGUGAUUUCAAUGGUUCGGUUAACACCAUUUUAAACUUCUAAACGCCUUUUCAGUGAAGUAAAAGCUAAUAGCGUAUAUGAUGUGUUUGCCAUAUCUCAGUGGUAGCUUCUGUGUUACAUACAGUCAAUGUUGUUCUGAAUUGUGUAUGUUUACCCAAUAAUGAGGUUAAAAUAUGCUGUAUAGUAUGUGCAACGUAUUGAUUACAAGUAUGUUGGAGUUCAGUGAUCUGUUUAGUUUUUACCGUGCUGCUGUUUUGUAGGUAUGUGUGUGUAUGGGAGUAUGGAUUGUCUACAGUGUAUGAGGAAAUAAUAAUUAAUCCUAAAGGAAAAGGGCAGUUAUGUAACCUGCCUUAAUGCAUUUGCAUAAUAAUGUUUAAAUCCCAUAAUUAUCAGUUCUGAUUUCAAAUGUUAUGGGGAUUGUCCGUAGGGCUGACUCCUUCACUUUUCAGCACUAAGGAGUCAAACUUGGAGUUACUUGGAGCUCACUUACGUAUUGGUAAAUAAAGAACAGGACGUUUGCCUGACUGACUACCUUGAUUGUACAAGGUGGUACAGACGUGAUUUCCAGUGUGAUACAGAUCAAAUCACUUCUGUGCACACACAGCUUCUGCUGAUGCCAGCUGGAAUUGUGAGCAUGUAAUUGAAUGGCCUAAAAUUCAUCUUCUGGGAUACAGACACGAUAGCAGGAAGGUGAUACCCGGCUUUGGGGAAGUGCCUGGGUGCUAUGCAGUCCUGCUCAUGUCCCAUGCUGGAGCGUAGCUGUAAACUCACAGGAAGAGCUUUGAACUCUGCUGUAGUCUAGGUUGGACUGUAAAAAUCUUUAUGUGAAAAUGAUAAAUGUCAGAGGCUGAGCAGCGUAGCCUGGCCUGACCACAUACAGCAUUCUGCUUUCAGGAGCCAUGGCAGCUUUAAUUUAAAAGGCUAUAGUAAUUCCACAGUGGCUCACAGGACCUAGUGCUCCACUUAGAAAUCUCUUCAUUGCCCACAGGUACGACCCUUCUGCCAUUCCCAUAGCCAGCUCCAGCUAUUCUGUCUGACAUGCCUCUGCCUGAUGCCAAGGGUAAUUCUGAAAGACAUGCUGAACACAGAGAGGGCCAGUUGGACAGGAGUAGGCAGAGUGUGCCUGCCCUACCGUACCUUUGGUGUGAGGGCAGCUUCAGUCAGACCCACCUGAACAGUGAUUGAGGUAAGGCAGAAGUCUGAUUUCAGACCUUCUUCUGUUAUCUUUGUGUAGGUAAAAUGCAGCAUCCUCCCAUUCUUCUCCUUUGCCUCUGCUCAGUGCUCGUUAUCUCAACUUCUGCAUACGCCCCCCUUUAACUGCCAGCUGUGAGCAGCACUGCUCGAAGUGAGUGUUACAGUUUGUCAUCCUCAGUAGACCAUAGCAAACCACAGGUUCUUAUAAGAUGUUAAGUACGGGGCUAAAAGAUGACAGUGUCCCACAUCUGAUGCCCCGGGAUGGUUUAUCUCUACACUCCAAGUUAUGUACACAUGUCCUCUUAGAUGGGUCUCACCUUGGCUGAUGAGAAUUCAGUUAUAAACUUUCUCCCUCCAAAUUAAAACCAGAUUGCAUUAUAUGCCAAUGAGUAUAUGCUAAGACGGAGGUACAUUUAGGCUUUUUUUUUUACUUCAUUGAGAUGACAUGUCAUCUGAGCCUCCCUCAGCUCUGGGUCCCACAAAAGUCAAUUUGAUCAGGAGAGAUUCCUUGGGUAGCUGAAAUCAGUUUUGCUGUGAAGCUGGGAUCCUUAAAGCAGAAUCCUGGGUUUAUGUGUAAUUAUUAUUAUUAUUAUUAUUAUUGAUAAUAAAAAUAUGUUGUUAAAAAUACAAUUCUAAAAAGGAGAAAAAGAAGGAAUAUCUGGGCUUGCCAGAACAGCUGUUAAGUUUUUGACUGCCUCAGUCAUCAGUAGCUUUAGGAUCAUGUAAGUGAUGAUUAGGAUUGACACACUGCCUCCUGACAUCUUCAGGGUCUCUGUACAGAAGCCUUAUUAUUCCCAAUGAGCAUUAAUGCAUUUGAAUGACUUUUCUCUGUUUUGGUGGGAAGGACAAUUGUGUAACACUGAGGACAUGGAGCUCCCUGUGUGUUGUGCCCACAAAGGUUCACAGAGCUGCACCUUCUCUUUUUAGGAUCUAUUCAAUGGUACUUUAAUGUUGUGUAAAAAAUGCCUACGGUUCUGUAUAGCAAAUGUGAAUUUUUAUGACAGGAAUGUGUAUUUAAUGUAAAAAAAGAGUAAUAUAAAAUCCAGUUUCUUUGUAUCCAGUGAAACAUCUAAUAAAGCUCUGGUACCUGUA
Molecule: messenger RNA, 7342 nt
Organism: Chroicocephalus ridibundus (black-headed gull)
Lineage: Eukaryota; Metazoa; Chordata; Aves; Charadriiformes; Laridae
Gene: PLCXD3
Product: phosphatidylinositol specific phospholipase C X domain containing 3
Exons: 3
Coding region: 73-1041 (322 amino acids)
Biological process (GO): lipid metabolic process
Cellular component (GO): synapse
Molecular function (GO): phosphoric diester hydrolase activity
Source: RefSeq, a predicted model, not a curated record